Messenger RNA from Coccinella septempunctata (seven-spotted ladybird), 1512 nucleotides. RefSeq lists its product as uncharacterized. The record is from RefSeq and is a predicted model, not a curated record. Bases 1 to 1512 code for a protein of 503 amino acids. NCBI's taxonomy places the organism in Eukaryota, Metazoa, Arthropoda, Insecta, Coleoptera, Coccinellidae. The transcript has 2 exons. Gene Ontology annotation, molecular function: catalytic activity.
AUGGCGCGGAAAAGGAAACGAAUAUGGAAACGGAAGCAGAGUGUAAUAAGAUUGGGGAGCUGGAAUGUUACAUCAUGGACCAACAAAGACUACGAAAUCAUCCUGGAAAUAGAAAAGAACAAAAUAGACAUCUGCGCUCUCUCGGAGACUAAGAAAAAAAGUAAAGGAAAUCAAAGAUUCCAAAACUACGUGUUUUAUAGUGGUGUUGACAAAGGCCUGAGAGCUCGGGGAGGUGUAGGGCUGCUAGUCAAUGAAAGAUUUGAAAAGGACAUAAAAGAAGUAAAAUACAUAGAUCACAACAUCAUGCAGAUGACCGUAGAAUUGGCCAACGAAACAACACACUUUAUAAGUGUAUAUGCGCCAGACUCAAGUAAACCUCAAGAAGAACGGGAGGAAUUUUUCGACAUCUUGCAACACACCUUACAAAGGAUUUCCAGUAGGGACAAAGUAUUCAUUAUGGGCGAAUUCAACUCAAGGGUCGGGAACUCGGUUGUCCCAGGGGUAAUGCACUGUUUCAAUGAAGAAUACAAGAAUGACAACGGAGAUAUUCUGAUACAAACAUGUGCCCUCAACGAACUGCGCAUCAAUAAUACAUAUUUUAACCACAAGGAACAACAGAAGUUUACUUUCGUCAAUACGAGAGGUCAGAAAUCAGUCAUUGAUUUUGUGGUUACGAACAGAAAAGUCCACCCCUCUCAGAUACUUGAUGUACGCGUAUUAACUUCAGCGAAUGUUGGAACACAACAUGGGCUAGUCUUAUGUAAGUAUCGUACAGCCCACAUAGCAAAGAAGAAGAAAGUUGCCAACUAUAUCACCAAAUUCAAUGUAGAAUCUCUCAAAGAUGAAAGCACCAGAUAUCUCUACCAAUGCAGACUAUGCGAAAAAAUUAAUCAAAACCCAAUCACAGAUUGUGAUAAUGUAGAAGCUGCAUGGGAAAAAUUAAAGAAUAACAUAAAGACCAGUGCUAAGGAAGCUAUAGGAGAGAGAACAAUAGACACAAAUAGGAAGAAUAAUAACCCAUGGUUCACUCCUGAAAUCAAAGAAUUGGCAAAGGAAAAGAAGAACGCAUACAUAAAAUACAUCAAUAAUAGAUCACAUGAAGAUUACGAAGUCUACAGAGUGGUGAGAAACAGGACAACCAAUGCAAUUAAAGAACUGAAGAAAAGAUACUGGGAAGACUUUUCAGUGGAAAUGGAGCAUGAUCUAUACGGAGGUCAGAGGAAGAUCUGGAACAUGCUGCGGAAGAGGAAGAAACCAGUCAACGAGGAAGUGGUGAUAAACGCUAUAGACCAGGAAAUAUGGGUAAAAUACUUUGAAAACCUGUACGAUACUGGCAAUGACGACAAUAAUGAACUGGAAACCCAGGACCCACCUUCUCCGUAUGAAACUGGGGAUCAGAUUACACUAGAGGAACUACAAAACGCACUGAAAAAGCCGAAGAACCGAAAAUCGCCAGGCACGGACCAAAUUCCAAAUGAACUGCUCAAAUAUGGGGGGGGAAUGGAAGACUAG